AGCUUCGGUUAAUUAAAAUGGCGUCCACAACGACAAGAGUCACAGCAGCAGCGGGAUGUUUAACACGGAGGAUUUUCACCCUCCACGCUCCUCUGCGCCCACACCACUUAUCAGCAGCAAACAGUCGUCUGUGUAGCUCCAAACAGGCAACCAAGCAGGAUAGAAAACCAAAGAGAUCACCUUUCAGACCUGCACCAAGCACCACACAUGACUGGAUCGGACCACCAAAUCCUCUGUCAAACCUGCGGCCGAUUGUUUACCGCAUCCCUGAAAAUGAAACAGAGCUGGAGAAACGUCUGCGAAACCUGAGGCAGGAGACCGAGGACUGGAACCACGACUUCUGGACUAAACAGAACAUGAACUUCAGCAAGGAAAAAGAAGCAUUCAUCAUUUCACAGUUGAGUGCCAAAGGCUUGACUCUCCGAGAUGAGCAAGGACGGCGGCGGACCCUUACCAGCGAAGAGAUGGCUGAGUUUUACAAAAACUUCCUGGACAAAAACAGAACACGGCAUGCAAAUUAUAACAAACAAUGGUACCGGCGAAACUUCACCAUCACGUUGCUCAUGGCCCGAGUCGCAGUAACCAACAUGUGGAGGACUGUUACUGAUAGAUUAGGAAGCAGAAAGAGCAACACACCUACCACCUAAUACAAUAAAUAUAUACUGAUUA
Molecule: messenger RNA, 669 nt
Organism: Cheilinus undulatus (humphead wrasse)
Lineage: Eukaryota; Metazoa; Chordata; Actinopteri; Labriformes; Labridae
Product: cytochrome c oxidase assembly factor 8
Exons: 5
Coding region: 18-647 (209 amino acids)
Biological process (GO): intrinsic apoptotic signaling pathway
Cellular component (GO): mitochondrion
Source: RefSeq, a predicted model, not a curated record